AUGAAGCAACCCUGGCUAGGGCGUGACGCGUGCGACGGUUACGAGAUCGUGGUGCCGAGGAAAGUCAGUUCGGAUGGAAAGUUCGUGUCGCAUCAAAUACCUCAUCACUUCAAGCGUUCCUUCUACACGGAUCGAACGGGAGCGGAUACGAUUCCAGAGGACGACGCUGUUCACUACCGUUUGCAAAUCGACGACGAGGAACACCAUCUCGAGCUCCGGCCGAAUCCACAUCUCGUUGCCCCAGGUGCUGUUAUCGAAGAACAUAGGGCAUCCAGAUCUUCUGCAGAUGAAAAGAAUGAUGACGUUUUAAAAAAUUUGAAAUUACAACGAAUGCGCGAUUCCCAAUGCCACUACCAGGGCCGUGUUCAUGGGCAGUCAGGAAACAGCGCCCUCUCUACUUGUUACGGCCUCGCCGGAUAUAUUAGAACGAAACGAUCGUCGUACACGAUCGAGCCGGUGGCGGGUCACGACUUUACCAAAGAAACGGAGCACCCGCAUGUCGUCUACAAAAAGCAACCGGACGAAUUCGGAAGGAACGCCGAGAUUCUAUGUAAUGUCACCGGCGAUAUGACCAAAAGCAUUGCCAAGCGCGCUUUCAGUUCGCAGAAAAGCCAGCAACCGACUAAGAAGCAGGCUACCAGAUCACAGUACACGUUGGAACUGCUGCUGGUACUCGACAAGACCGUUCUCGAUUAUCGCCAGGACCUCGACGCUGCAGGCUUGCUGCACGACGACAGUUUGGGAAUGCUGAUGGAAUUGAGCGUUGUUAGAGUUAUAAGAAUGCAUGCACAAGAAGAUGAGAUGAAUUUAGCGAUUAGCAAAGAUCCAGCUACGACGCUAAAAUUCUUCCAAGAGUGGCAACAAAUGAUCAACCCCGGCGACGAUACGCAUCCAAACCAUCAUGACUGCGCGGUUUUGAUUACUAAGAGUGACAUCUGUGAUUCGGCGAGGUUGUGCGGUUUCACUGGUACUUCCACGAUCGCUGGCACUUGCGAUCCUUUGAAAGGAGCUGCUGUUGUAAACGACGUUGGUCUACGCACGGGAUACCACAUAGCCCAUCACAUCGGGCACACACUGGGCAUGUCGCACGACGUCGAAGAGGAAAAUGGCUGCCCGGGCAUAAUUCAUCGCGGAAAAGGUUACAUUGAGACCACGGUCAUGCACCCCGGCAGCGUGUACGUCACGAAAAGGUGGUCCAAGUGUUCGAGGAACUCGUUGAAAUCGUAUAUCGAAACAAGUCUGGGAUUCUGUUUGGAAGAUGAGCCACAAAAUUAUGAGUUUCCACGUACAGAGCUCCUUCCAGGUGUAAUGUACGACGCAGAUGACCAGUGCAGACUACAGUACAACUCGGACGCGCGGCAUUGUGACUUGGGAAUUACCUGCGAGGCCCUGAGGUGCGUCAUUCCGGGAAAGGGUUGCGUGUCUGCAAGGAAACCACCAGCGGAGGGCACACGUUGUGGGGAGAAUAGGUGGUGCUACGGAAUGAAAUGCCUGUUGGUCGGCGAGCGACCAGGCGUCGUGGACGGCGGUUGGGGUGGCUGGUCACCUUGGAGUCGAUGCUCUCGUAGCUGCGGUUCCGGUGUGGCUUUCUCAGUCAGACGUUGCACCAAUCCUUCGCCGUCCAAUGGCGGGGCUUUCUGUCGUAGUUAUUACAAUGGGAAAAGCUGGCCGUGCGACGUAGAUGCGCUGUCGUUCCGCGACGUCCAGUGCAGCGAGUUCAACAACUGGGUCUUCCCGGAAGAUGGAAAAGUUCACCAAUGGACCGCUUACAAGCUGCCUGAGGAUUUAAGAGCUUCCGAAAAUCCAUGCGGCCUCUAUUGCCUAAGCGAGACAAACGUUGUGGCUUCACUUCGGCCAAGAGUAAUAGACGGCACCACCUGCUAUAGGGGCAUACGCGACAUAUGCAUAGACGGUGUCUGUCGAGAGGUACCCUGCGAUUUAAACAUGGAGUCGAACGCCGUGGAAGACGUGUGCGGCGUCUGUAAGGGUAAUGGCGUUUCGUGCAGCCUGAAGGAGGCUACGAUAAUGAUCAGUCAGGCGUCCCACCCGAGGAAAAUAGUAGAUGUCCCCGCUGGAGCGACCAACAUACGUGUGGAGGAGAUCGAACCCUCGAAAUCCAGGAUAAUGAUACGGACGAAGGAUGGGAAAACGUUAAUCGAUGGCGAUCGUUUAGGAAUGUUGAAGGUGGCGGGCACGAGGGCGUGGCUAGGAACGAUAAGACCGAGUCAAGAGGCUCUCAGCAUACCGGGACCCGUCACGAAGGACUUGCAUAUAUUGGUUCAGCCUAAAGAGAACGUGACGGUGAGGUAUUCGUUCGGCGUGAAAGAAAAGAGCCCUCGUAAGCCGGAAUUCUCGUGGGACUUUGUCGACUGGGAGAAGUGCAGCGCAAAUUGCGGACCUGGUGAACAAAUUUCCAAGUCUCGUUGCCUAGAGAAGCUUGCUGGUAUUGUAGAUGAGACGUAUUGCAAGAACAUACCCAGGCCUGAAGAGAAAGUGAGACCCUGUUAUCGGGCACCUUGCUUGCCGAGAUGGAUGAUCGGCGAGUGGCAAGGUUGCACAUCCUGCGUGGUCGGCUGUGAGAAGAGACGUUCCGUCAAAUGCGUACGUCCUGUCGGCCACUCCGAGCAGGAUGUAGAUAUUAUCGCUGACAGCUACUGUCAAGGACCGAAGCCAAAGGAACGGGAGUCCUGCACCAGCCGAGAGAAGCGGGAUAACGUCCUGACACGCGAACAGAAAAACAAAAAUAGUGAACAUUCUUCCGCAAAGAAAUUGAAACAUUCAACGAAGCACAAGGAAGUUCCGAAAGUUCCUAACGUAAAGAAGGGCGAAGUUGUGGUCGACAAAGAGGACAUUAAAAAUUUAACUCUCACCAUCAUCUUGGAGCGCGACGAAGAAACCGACACUCCGAACUUUCCGAAGGAUUUCGAGCCCCAGCCACCAGCCAAUAGUACAAAAUUUACUUUAGUUGGAAUGGAUGCAGUCAGGUAUAUACAGAAAAUUCAAGAAGACCCUGCAACUGUGGCGAAACGUCGUUCCGAAUAG
This is a messenger RNA of Habropoda laboriosa, 3042 nucleotides long. Its product is annotated as A disintegrin and metalloproteinase with thrombospondin motifs 7-like. The coding region runs from base 1 to 3042 and encodes 1013 amino acids. Gene Ontology annotation, cellular component: extracellular matrix. Gene Ontology annotation, biological process: proteolysis; extracellular matrix organization. The transcript is spliced from 19 exons. Lineage: Eukaryota; Metazoa; Arthropoda; Insecta; Hymenoptera; Apidae. The record is from RefSeq and is a predicted model, not a curated record. Gene Ontology annotation, molecular function: metalloendopeptidase activity.